Molecule: messenger RNA, 906 nt
Organism: Botrytis byssoidea
Lineage: Eukaryota; Fungi; Ascomycota; Leotiomycetes; Helotiales; Sclerotiniaceae
Exons: 2
Coding region: 1-906 (301 amino acids)
Source: RefSeq, a predicted model, not a curated record
AUGCAGCGAGAAAAUCAACAAUCUUCCAGUCAAGAGAUUGUGGGUGGCCAUCGCUCUCACCAUCACACGAGGCCCGAAUCAAGUUCAAAUCGCAGCCGUACAAAUCACAGUCGCUCUAGCUCUGGUGAAAACUCCGAAUCACGCCGUAAGAGAACAAAGACAUCCUCGGGUCGAACGCCAGCAAGGGAAUCAGCAAACCGUGGGCAAGAACUGGGAACAAGUAGCAAUGCACAGGCAAAAAGACCACGGACCAAUGAGGGCAGUAGGAUUGCGGAUCGCGAGUCUUCUCCCGCUACCGGACAUGACUCGAGAAGAUAUGGAAAAAGCACCGGACUGGUCGCUGCUCAAAAAUAUAUUCCACCAAGAGGUCCUCAAACUACAGAAAUGCAGGGAAUUCAAGAGAGAAUGGCUCGGACGUACGUCUCCGCUCCAAGCAUACCAGCAGUUCACGAUCCUUCAUCACGAAAUUCUGCACUAGCACCCAUGUUUAACAACCCUUUCCGUUCCAGUGGAAGAUUUGUUGGUUGGGGUGGUCUUCAAGAAGAACAACAGUGGCAGCAACAAGAACAACAAGAUCACCAGCAGUAUCUGCAGCCGAAUGCGACACAACAAGGUGUAGCUAUACCUGCACCUCAAACUUCGACAAGCUACUCCCAACAAUCGCAGAUAAAAGAAGAGGUUCGAUGCACCUUUCACGACGAAUAUGGCUUAUGGUGUGGUCGACCAAGGCUUAACAAGUCAUUUUUCUGUGACAUCACGGGCUCUAAAGCUCACAACGAUGCUAAUAGCAAUCGAGAUUAUUACAGAGGAAUGAAAAUUCUUUCAGGAUCGAUAGGCAUCUGCCCACAACGAAUGGUUCCAAAUUCUGCACAAAAGUCAGUAUAUAUAUGUAACAUGAAAAAUUAA